Messenger RNA from Papilio xuthus (Asian swallowtail), 739 nucleotides. RefSeq names its product U11/U12 small nuclear ribonucleoprotein 25 kDa protein-like. Gene Ontology annotation, biological process: mRNA splicing, via spliceosome. NCBI's taxonomy places the organism in Eukaryota, Metazoa, Arthropoda, Insecta, Lepidoptera, Papilionidae. Gene Ontology annotation, cellular component: U12-type spliceosomal complex. The coding region runs from base 158 to 625 and encodes 155 amino acids. The record is from RefSeq and is a predicted model, not a curated record. The transcript is spliced from 3 exons.
GAUAUGUUUUGAUAAUAUUGCUAAUGUGUUAUUUUAUUUUUUGUCUUAGCUUGUGAUUUUUUUAUAAAAACGCUAUAAUUAAUAUGUCUUUCUAAUGUAAACAUGUCAUUUAUUUCAUCUUAGACGAAUUAAGUAUUUUUAAAAAGAAAUCUUUGAUAUGGAUGAAAUUGAUGAUGUUGCACACAGCGUGUCACAUGAUGAACUACUUGAAAUUACCGAGUCCUCUCUUUUCAAACUGUUAAAUUAUGAUUCAUUAUUAUGUGAUUUACCAUCAGACAUUAUUAUAGAAGAAAUACUGUCACAGAUAGCAGUGGAGCAUGGUCAGUCAAUAAGGAUUUUUAUCUCCAGAGAAGAUGAACCAGCAUUAAAAGUGAUUGUACCACAAACGGCAAGUGUUGGUGAUCUAAAGAAGGCAAUUGCCAGACAUUUUGAAAUACAUCAAAAAAGGACUGGCAGCAAAGUGAAAAUAUCAUGGAAAUAUAUUUGGAAGACUUACAAUUUAAGUUUUGAUGGUAUAAUACUGGACAAUAAUGCAAACCCAAUUGAAGAUUACGGUGUUACCAACAAAACUACAUUGACAUUCAAAAAAAGAAGGAAAAAAAUAAAAAAUACAAUUUAUUCUUAAAACAUGUUUAUUGUUAGUUAAAACAUAAUAUUGAAGCUGAUUAUUUCAUUGUUAUUAUAUAAUUGUUACAUUUGUAAAAUAAAAUAAGAUUGUUAUAUCUUAACAAACAUAUUC